UUCAUUUCAUUAUUUUAUAAUUUACUCGUAGGGGUUAAGAAUAUUCCUAACUGCAGGCAAAUAGAGUCAUCAUGUGGUGAAUGUAUACAAAAUAUUGAUCCUCCAUGUUCUUGGUGUGAAGAUACUGUAAGUACUCUUUGUUUUUUAGUUGGUUCGUUUAUUUCAUUCUUAAUAAGGGGUAAUUUUUUAAUACCUAUAAUUUGUUCUUUGUCGCAGUUGUCCCUUUUUCUUUGUAAAUUAUUUAUUUUGGUGUUGCAGCUUUUGACGAAAGAAAGCUGCUUUUCUUUUUAAGUUAGUCGAGCCAGUAAUUAACAACUGAAAUAUUUUGGCAUGAGCUCUUUAACUGUCAAUUAUGAAAUUGUUGAAAUUAUUGAAGGGUUUUACAACAUGGAAGGCUUUAAAGGGAAUUUUCGUUGGUUCAAAAAUAAUAACAGCUUUUGACCUUUAUGGCGGCUUUUUGUUUACAUAGGAGUAUGUUUGGUUAGAGCAACCAAGAGACAGAUGUGAUACACAUGCUAACCACACCAAAAAUGGAUGCAAGAAUAUAGCAAAUCCUAAAUCCAAAUUGGUUACAAAUGAAGUAAGUUAA
Molecule: messenger RNA, 589 nt
Organism: Porites evermanni
Lineage: Eukaryota; Metazoa; Cnidaria; Anthozoa; Scleractinia; Poritidae
Source: the annotation of a GenBank genome assembly